This is a messenger RNA of Paramisgurnus dabryanus, 1209 nucleotides long. It is a transcript of the gene pttg1ipb, whose product is annotated as PTTG1 interacting protein b. NCBI's taxonomy places the organism in Eukaryota, Metazoa, Chordata, Actinopteri, Cypriniformes, Cobitidae. Gene Ontology annotation, biological process: protein import into nucleus. The record is from RefSeq and is a predicted model, not a curated record. Gene Ontology annotation, cellular component: nucleus; cytoplasm.
CAGCCCACUGCUAACAACCCUGAUCCGCUGCUCUGACGAUAUGAUCCAAACACGCUAUUUUCUCGUGUCCUUUUUAAUCUUUUCUGUCAUUUUUGUCCUAGCUUUUGGUCAAACGUCAAACCCAGUAACAAACUGCACUGUAAAAUCCAACACAACCUGUGAUGAAUGUCUAAAGAUUGUUUCGUGUUUGUGGUGCAUCUCAAGUCAGAAAUGCAUAGACUAUCCAGUAAGGAACAUUCUCCCCCCUCACAGUGUGUGUCCCCUUUCAGAUGCACGAUGGGGGAUGUGCUGGGUGAAUUUCCAGGCUCUCAUCAUUACCAUUUCUGUGAUUGCGGUGGUGAUCAUCAUUGCCAUAUUAGUCUGUUGCUUCCGUUGCUGCAAAUGUGAAAACAUCGGGUCGAGGGGGAAUGAUGAGCACAUAGAAAGGCAAGCUAAUCUGAGAAAACUACGCCACGAGGAGAGAAAAGUUGAGAUGAGGCAGAGACAUGAUGAAAUUCGAUUGAAAUAUGGCUUGACAAAGGAUAAUCCAUACUCCCGAUUUGAAAACAGCUAAGCAACUUUGUUGAUGCCUUAUUGUUGAGUUGCAUUACUCUUGCUGUAUAAAUCAACAUAUUACCUUUUAUUCCAAGCACUCCUUUUCUUUCUAACUUAAAAAAAAAACGUACUGAUUGUACUGCUUUGUGCUUUCCAAAGCAAUUAUCAGGCAAACACAAAACAUGCAUCGACUUGAAUUUUAAGUUGAGACAUUGUGAAGCCUUGUAAAUGUGUAGCACAGUGGUGACUUUUUGCAAAUGUAUGUAAGUGUUAACAUGAAUUAACCAAACCAUAUUGAAAGCAUAAAGGUCACAUGGAAAUUACAGAGUGUACUUUGAUCCUACCUGUUUUUGCUAUAUGAACAAUAUAUGAAAUGCAUUUGUUUAGCUCUUCUCAAUAAAUGUUUUAGAUGUGAAUCUUUUAAUUUGACAUGAUAGGACCUGCAAUAUAAUCUGCUGUGUAAUAGACCGGUUUUAUAUAUCUAAAAUAAAAUUUGGAAGAUUGUAUACACACAAAAUUGACAAUCGUUUAUCUUUUUUUAUAAUGUGAAAUAAAUGUGAGUUUGUCAUGAUUUUUAUCGCUAGCUUUUUGUGACCAAAGAUUUUCAAUGUUAAUGCAAUAGGACCUAAAUUGCUUCAAAUUAACUGGAAUAAAUAAAAAAAUGAAUAAAAAUGA